GCCGGCGCUCCGAUCAGUCGCAGCCGAAAUGUCUGCGCGAGCGCCUGCCCGCUGCCGCACCAGCCUCGCUGUGCUUUUGCUCCUCGCAGCUUACACACAUGAGGAAAAAAUUUCAUGCGUUAAAGAUGGGCUGUACGCCGACUACGAUUCAGAUUGUGAAAAAUAUGUGCGGUGUUUAAAUGGAAAAGUGAAAGGACGAUACACUUGUGCCCCUGGAAGAGUGUUCAGUGAAGUUGCAGGUGCGUGUAUAAUGAGCCCGAGUCGCACUUGUGUACAGCGCAUUUGCGCACCCGGAGACACGUUCGCGUAUACGACACCAACGACUGCAUGUCGCCAUUACUAUCGAUGUGAGAAUGGCACAGUCACAGAUCACACCUGCCCAUCUGGGUCUUGGUUCGAUACAGAUCGCCAGGCGUGCUCGCGAGGCGCAGGUACAUGUUACGAACCCGUCUGUGCCGGUUUACCUAACGGCAAAUAUCCUGAUUCGUCUAAUGACUGUCGACGGAUAUUGCAUUGUCGUGGAUCGGAAGUGAGGUCAGUGGAAUCUUGUCAAGGGUUUUGCACCAAUGAUUGUCCAGCCCCACGAUCGACAGCAAUACCCAUACCGGUCGGAGAUGCUGACUUUUGUUCGGAUGAAGCAUGUGCUUCACUGUGUCAGAGCGCAGCUGACGGUGCUUACGCUGAUCGAUCGACAGGCUGUCGCGAGUACUUUGUAUGUAAAGCGCAUGGGGUUAUAGGACGCGGGGUCUGUGAACCUGGAUUCUUAUUUUCGGGAUCGGGUUGUGAGCCCGCAGAAUUGACCUAUUGUCCACCGCCAGCGAGAAGUCCCUGCUUUAACCGUCAGGAUGGUCGAUAUAGAGAUUGGAAAAGCUGUUUAUCUUAUUACGAUUGUCGUCGAGGAAGAGUAAUCUCUCGAGGGAUGUGUGAUCAAGGAAAAGUUUUCGAUGGCGCGAAAUGUGUAUCACAGAACAGCUUUUAUUGCAAAGGACCCGAGGUGUCUAAACUUUGUCAAGGUAUGCCAAGUGGAACUUAUCAACACCUGGAGUCCAACUGCAGCCAAUAUUACCAUUGUGAGGGAUCCCUGCAGACUUUAUUUGCGUGUCCGUUUGGUGAAGUGUAUGACGGUGUAAAAUGUGUGCCUUCUUCACAACAUCUAUGUCCAAAUUUAGAAAGAGAUUCUUGCUAUGGCCGCUCGGAUGGGCGCUACAGAGCGAAAGAUGCUAGUUGUCGGGCAUUUUAUGCAUGUAUAAACGGGGAAAAGGCGAUGUACGCAUGCCCAACGGGACAUGUUUUUGAUGGAGAAUCCUGUAUACCAGAACGUCUUGACCUAUGUCCAUCUAAAGACUAUUCAUGUUCGGGUCUCAGUGAUGGAUACCAUGCAGAAAUCGAUUCUAAUUGUCAUAGAUACUUUUUCUGCGAGGGAGGAGAUCGUCUAGCAACUUUGUCCUGUCUUGGAGGAAAAAUAUUCGAUGGUCACGCGUGUGUAGAACCAACGCGGCACGAAUGCGGUGGGCCGCGGAGAGAGAACCUAGAGCACGGGAAACCAUGCGAACACAACGGUUUUUUUAUCGUCGCCGGUACCGAAUGCAAGAAUUACUACUUCUGUUUAGGAGGUCAAAGGACAUAUCUCACCUGCCCUAUAGGCCAAGUUUUCAACGGACAGAUUUGCGUCCCAAAUGAACAGUACGUGUGCCCUGAUUGAACCAAACGGUAAAUAUUGGUCAAUUUUAUCAUGGCUAAGCCACUCGAGCUAAGGGAAGGAGUCCACGGUGUACCUGAUUAAAAGACUGUGAAUACAAAGACCACUUUAUCACAGUAUAGAAUUAUUCAUAACUUAUCUUUUAGCAGUAUGUUUCAAUCUACCUCGAUGUAUGCAAUGAUAGGCGCUUUUUACUCAUUAUUUUAUUGGCAUAAAAACUUAAAGCAUCCUAUAUAGAUAUAUAACUAUUUCUAAUAAUUACAAUAGCUAUAUAAAUUUAAGUUACAAACGCAUAAGCUCAAAUAAAAAAAAUCUUUUGAUAACAUAAACGUAAUUUAUUUAUUUAGAAAUAUAUCUUUAAUACAAACCUUAAUCAACAAAAUCUUACAUAACGUACUUAAGAAUUAGUAUAGUAUAAUAUACUACUUUUAAAUUAUAAAUAUUUUUAAUAAGUAGCACAAUGAUAAAAUAUUUUUAAAUACAAUGUUACCAAACUACAAAUAGACUAGUCUCGCUAAGACCACUUUCCCGUUAUACAUAAUUUUGGCGAUAGUUUUUUAUAAAAGCAAGUUUCUCUAUUUAAAUAUGUAUGUAUAUAUUUAUAAUUAACUCCAAUGUUGUAACUAAUACAGUAACUUACGCUUGAAAAAACAAUACUCAUAAGCAGGUCUCAUACUGUGUUGUUGACAUACAUAAUAUGGGCAUACUAAUUUGUACGCAACGCACAUCUAAUUCAAGAAUGAUCCCGACCAUGAGUUUUGUGAUUACCAAGCGAAUUGAAAUUUGAAACCAUUUAAAUAGAGGAAUUUCCUUGAAAUUUUACAUAUUCAAAAAGCACUAAUACUAACUACAUAAAUUAAAACAAGUUUCCUGAAAAAAAAAGCAACCGUUGACUCAAGUUGAUUUAUUUGUUCUAACAGUUUGCAGUUAUAUCGAACCCUUCCGUGUGUACACAAAAUAUAAUAUUAUAGCAAUAGAUUGAAACCAUUACACCAAUUUUUAUAGCACUGAUUAAUAAUUGGUCCACGCCGGAAGUAAAUAAAAUAUUAAUUGAACUUAUAAAAACUUCAAAUGUGCCGCGUACCGUUCGACUUGACGUAGCAAUUACUAUAAUAAACUACUUCUUAAUUAAAUGCCAUGUUAUAUUUAUUAAUAUGUAAUAUAGAUCUUGUUAGAAUAUAGACCAGUUAUGUAACGCAGUGUUGCCAAAUGAUUUGUUACUAUUUCGUCAUUUUUAGCAAUUAAAGAUAAAAAAUAUAGGUUUCAGGAUUUUUUUAUGUUAAUAUUUCUGGGGCUUUUUUGAAGGCUGUUUCAUUUAAUUACGUUUUCAUACCAGAUGAUAGUUGAUAUUCUUGUAAUCGACCUAAAAAUUAUGUUGUUAAAAGCUGUCUACAAAAUUAUAAUUUUUGUAUUGUUUAUUUAUGAGGAUACACUAAUUUUUAAAAUAAAUGUAUAGGCAUUCAUUGAAUGCUUUAUACAGGGACUAAAAUUUGUAUAUUUCGUCUAAAAUUUAGAUCUAGAACAUUACGUAGUUGAAGUUAUUUAUUACAUGAAUUGAACAAAGUGACAAUUUGCCCGCAAAAUAACUACGAAAUAAGUUUUUUUAACGCUUCAAUAGAAAAUAUUUAGAGAAAAGUAUUUAUUUUUAAGGUUAUAUAAUUUAAUUUCAGAGAAUCUAGUAAAUUUCAAUUAU
Messenger RNA from Colias croceus (clouded yellow), 3392 nucleotides. RefSeq lists its product as uncharacterized. NCBI's taxonomy places the organism in Eukaryota, Metazoa, Arthropoda, Insecta, Lepidoptera, Pieridae. The record is from RefSeq and is a predicted model, not a curated record. Gene Ontology annotation, molecular function: chitin binding. Bases 29 to 1702 code for a protein of 557 amino acids. Gene Ontology annotation, cellular component: extracellular region. The transcript is spliced from 3 exons.